Apodemus sylvaticus (European woodmouse) is the source of this 3228-nucleotide messenger RNA. Its product is annotated as Friend virus susceptibility protein 1. The transcript has a single exon. NCBI's taxonomy places the organism in Eukaryota, Metazoa, Chordata, Mammalia, Rodentia, Muridae. The record is from RefSeq and is a predicted model, not a curated record. The coding region runs from base 205 to 1506 and encodes 433 amino acids.
UGUGGGCGGCACCUUCCAAGUGGCGGAAAAAACAAAUUGAAAGGGGAAACUGGUCUUGCCGCUGCCGCCAUCAUCUCCGACCACUUUGACCUUCCAACGUGGACCCCCACACCGGCAAUUCCCCGGAGUGGUUUAUAAAUGGGAAUUUGGACCCGAGGCUUGUAGGACUCAGCAGCCGGGUUCUAGAGAAACAAAAGUCUGAAGAUGAAUUUCCUCCGUGCGCUUGCUGGUUUCUCGACCUGGCUCUUCAAACCUGAACUUGCCGAGGACUCUCCCGAUUGUGCCGAGAACGCUGUUAGCCCAUGGCGUGAGCUGCUGCAGAAGAUAAAUGCGGCUGAUCUCCUCGAUUCAUCCGUUUCGAGCGGUAAGGAAUUCAAUGACUCUGUGUACAAUACUUUUGAACAUUUCUGGAAGAUUAGGGACUAUGACGCAGUUGGCGAGCUGCUUCUGGCAUCUCUGGAUAAAGUAACGAAGGAAAGGGACCAAUUCAGAGAUGAAAUUUUCCAGCUCCGAAUGCAUAUAAAUGAUCUAAAGGCAUCUAAGUGUGUCCUGGAGGAGACGCUUCUCUCCUACCGCCACAGGAUGGAAGUUGGGGAAAAGCAGACUCAAGCCCUCAUUGUGAGAUUGGCUGAUUUACAAUCCUCGGUCACGUGUCAGCCUGCUCGUAAAGUGUCUGCGGAGAAGGUGAGGGCACUGAUUGGCAAAGAAUGGGAUCCGGUAACCUGGGAUGGAGAUGUGUGGGAGGACAUAGAUUCUGAUGGGACUGAGAAAGCAGAGCUGACCACUGUCGCCGCCUCUCCGCCCUUGUCUGAGGACAGUGGUUAUGCCUUGUCUAAAGAACGCAUCCAGCAGGACGAAGCUGACGUUUCUCAGAACCAGUCUUCACCAUCCUUAAUUACUUCUGGACCUGUCACCGGACCCAAGUCUCUGGCUGUCCAGAAACCCCACCACACAAGCCAUGAACUCAAUUUACUUGCUCAAGCAAAUAGGCAAAAGACAGGUGAACUUCCCGGGGAAUGGAUUUUAAGGGUGUGGGAUAAUGGUGGGAGGCUCACAAUACUAGAUCAGACUGAAUUUCUCAGUGUAGGUCCUUGGAGCCUUGACAGUGAGUUUAAUGUCAUAGCCCGCACUGUUGAAGAAAAUGGUGUGAAGAGUUUGUUUGACUGGUUGGCUGAAGUAUGGGUCCAAAGAUGGCCUACUACGGGAAUGCUGCAGGUGCCUGACGCCCCGGAGUGGUAUUAUGUUCCUAAUGGAAUUAAAAGGCUUAGGGAGCUUGGAAUGAUAGAGUGGCUUUGUGUAAAAGCUACUUGUCCACAGUGGAGGGGCCCGGAAGAUGUACCCAUCACUAGGGCUAUGAGGAUAACUUUUGUCAAGGAAACCAGAGAGGACUGGAAAAGCUUUGUAUUUAGCCUUCUCUGUAUACAGGACCUAACAGUGGGGGCUGCGGCUGCUCAGUUGCAUGACUUAGUUGAAUUACAUGGAAAGCCAAAAAAGCCUGCGUACUAAUGAUGGUUUGACUCCCGGGGACCCCGUGGCAGUUGUGUCUCUCUCUCUACCCGUGACUAUCAAAGCAUCAGUUAAAGAUGCUUUAAAUUCAGAAGGAUGCCCCACAGUGGGAACAGAGGACAGAGACACUUUCUUGCUCUUUCUUUUUCUUUUCUCUCAACAUUGAUUCUAGAACCCGAGGUGUGUGUGUGGGUGGGUGGGUGGGUUGCCUUCCUAGGAGGUCCCCGAAGCCCCCACAAACCCAAAAGGAUUAUUGCCACCGGUUGGUUGCAAAUAGGAACUAGAUUAUAAGAUCCUAAUGCUGAGGACGUCACGUGCCUUGAACCUAGGACAUAGAGGAAUGAUGCAUGGACUGUGCUGGAUGAAAGCCUCCUCCCUGCUGGCUGUUAGUCUUGGUGCUACAAAGUGCUAUGCAGGCUACUGUGGUCCUUGGUUCCACUCAGGUAUGGACUCAGCAUUACAGGCAGCAGUACGGGGUUGGUCUGCUGCUGCUGCUGCUGCUCAUAGUCAAAAGCUAAAUUCUGUUUCCCAAGAUCUGGUUGCCCAUGCUCACUUACUUCAGCCUUUGUUGUAAACCUUACUCCCCAGUUUAAAACUACUGGUUAAAGAAAACUGGUGAUAGCCCGUUACAGAGGGGAAUAGAGAGAGGUGGGGUUUGAGUUACUGGACUGGUAGAUCAUAAGUCGAACAGAUAAUGUAAAGCUAGAAACGAGCAACAUUUGGUUGUUCGGAUAUGCUGUGUAUAGAUAGAUGGUCAUCAAAAACCUCAGAGACCACAGAAAAUGGCGGCAUUUAAACAUGUCUUUAUUAAUGUAAGGCCUUUUUGACAUUGAGGCGUGUCAGCUCCUGGGGACACCCCCAUUCAACUUGGAAGAGGAAGAAUGAGCAUUGAAGAAUCUCCAUUAGGAGGUGGAUGCUAAUGUGGCAAGCUGCCACUGGGCAAAGAAAAUGCCUUAUUCCCUCUGCAGGCAGGAUGCUGUCCAAAAUGGGCAAACUUAAAUGCAGGCAAAGUCGACUGCCUAACUCUGCCAAGACAGGGUAAGCAAGUCCUUCAUAUGCCUUGCUUCACAGAUAUGCCUGUUAGAUAUACUGCCGGGAGAUAGAAGAUGGAUGCUCCAACGUUGUCAAGACAAUUCUGGGGGACCUGUCAGCCAGCCAUGUUUCUGUCUGUUCUAGCCUUGGAAGCUGCUUGCCUAUACGUCAGGCAAUAUUUAUCCUUCUGAGGUCUCUGAUGGGGUUGAAGACUUGAUAGUUAUAGUCUUACACUUAAGCUUAAGUUGUUUAGGAUUUAAGAGAUUUUUAGGUCUAAGAAAAUGUUUUUAGGUUAAUAAUGCAUAUUAUCAUAGAAAAUGAUUUAGAUACAAAACUCUGAAUGAGCACCAAGAUAGUAUAGAUGAUAGAAUACCUUAUCCAAAGAUUGCCAAAUACAAACAAACUGGACUUUUUUAAUGUAACUCUUCCCUAACCGUUUUCAUAAUUGUUCCUACUAUAUGUUGUUUAUUACUGUAAGAGAAAGACUCUUUUAUGUAGACAAAACGUGGAAAUGUAUGGGUUUGGACUGCUUAUAUUCAAAUGCUAAAUCUUGUACCCCAAGAUCUGGUUGCUCCAGGAUGAGUGGAUCUUCAUGUAUACCAGCCUUUGUUGUAUAAACCUUGCUCCCCAGUUUAAAACUAUUGGUUUAAUAAACCUGGCGACAUGGGGCUGGAGAGAUGGCUCAGCGGG